Messenger RNA from Psammomys obesus (fat sand rat), 3083 nucleotides. It is a transcript of the gene Fgfr4, whose product is annotated as fibroblast growth factor receptor 4. Gene Ontology annotation, cellular component: signaling receptor complex; membrane. The coding region runs from base 149 to 2539 and encodes 796 amino acids. The transcript is spliced from 18 exons. The record is from RefSeq and is a predicted model, not a curated record. Gene Ontology annotation, molecular function: fibroblast growth factor binding; ATP binding; fibroblast growth factor receptor activity. Gene Ontology annotation, biological process: positive regulation of kinase activity; fibroblast growth factor receptor signaling pathway; positive regulation of ERK1 and ERK2 cascade. Lineage: Eukaryota; Metazoa; Chordata; Mammalia; Rodentia; Muridae.
GCCCCCCGCCACGCUGCAGUUAGUUGCCUUGGACCUUCCUGGCGCUUCGGCGCGGGGCGGAGGAGCUCCGGGCGGCUGAGUGCGCCCGCGCCGCCGGACCGUGAGCCGCGAGCCGGGAGGAGCCAGGGAGGCACUCAGCAGGAAAGAAAUGUGGCUGCUGGCGGCCCUGCUGAGCUUCCUUCUGGGGACCCCAGCCUUGUUCCUCGAGGUCUCUGAGGAAAUGGAGCUGGAGCCCUGUCUAGCCCCGACCCUGGAGCAGCAGGAGCAGGUGCUGACUCUGGCCCUGGGGCAGCCUGUGCGCCUGUGCUGUGGGCGUACCGAGCGUGGCGGCCACUGGUACAAGGAGGGCAGUCGACUAGCUUCCGCUGGACGAGUCCGGGGCUGGAGGGGCCGCCUGGAGAUCGCCAGCUUCCUUCCUGAGGAUGCCGGCCGGUACCUCUGCCUGGCACGCGGCUCCCUGGCUGUCCUACACAAUCUUACCUUGACCAUGGACGACUCCUUCACCUCCAUCCAUGAUGAGGACCCCAAGACCCUCAGCGGCAACUCGAGGGGGCAUGCUUACCCCCAGCAAGCGCCGUACUGGACACACCCCCAACGCAUGGAGAAGAAGCUGCAUGCGGUGCCCGCGGGGAACACCGUCAAAUUCCGCUGUCCGGCUGCAGGCAACCCCACACCCACUAUCCACUGGCUCAAGGAUGGGCAGGCCUUCCACGGGGAGAACCGCAUUGGAGGCAUUCGGCUGCGCCACCAACACUGGAGCCUGGUGAUGGAGAGCGUGGUGCCCUCAGACCGUGGCACAUACACCUGCCUCGUGGAGAACUCUCUGGGUAGCAUUCGCUUUAGCUAUCUGCUGGAUGUGCUGGAGCGGUCCCCGCACCGGCCCAUCCUGCAGGCCGGGCUCCCAGCCAACACCACGGCUGUGGUCGGCAGCGACGUGGAGCUCCUGUGUAAGGUGUACAGCGACGCGCAGCCGCACAUCCAGUGGCUCAAGCACAUCGUCGUCAACGGCAGCAGCCUCGGCGCCGACGGCUUCCCCUACGUGCAAGUCCUGAAGACCACAGACAUCAACAGCUCCGAGGUAGAAGUCCUGUACCUGAGGAACGUGUCGGCUGAGGACGCGGGAGAGUACACCUGCCUGGCGGGCAACUCCAUCGGCCUGUCCUACCAGUCGGCUUGGCUGACUGUGCUGCCGGAGGAAGCCCUUGCGUGGACAGCAGCUUCUGAGGCCAGAUCCACAGACGUCAUCCUGUAUGUGUCUGGCUCGCUGGCUUUGGCUGUGCUCCUGCUGCUGGCCGGUGUGUAUCACCGACAAGCCAUGCACGGCCACCACUCUCGCCAGCCUGUCACCAUACAAAAGUUGUCCCGCUUCCCUCUGGCCCGACAGUUCUCUCUGGAGUCGGGGUCCUCUGGCAAGUCAAGCUUGUCCCUGGUGCGAGGCGUCCGGCUGUCCUCCAGCGGCCCACCCUUGCUCACAGGCCUUGUCAACCUCGACCUGCCCCUAGACCCACUCUGGGAGUUCCCCCGGGACAGGCUGGUGCUCGGAAAGCCCCUGGGUGAGGGCUGCUUUGGGCAAGUGGUUCGAGCAGAGGCCUUCGGCAUGGACCCGUCCCAGCCUGACCAAACCAGCACUGUGGCUGUGAAGAUGCUCAAAGACAAUGCCUCCGACAAGGACUUGGCAGACCUGGUCUCUGAGAUGGAGGUGAUGAAGCUCAUCGGCAGACACAAGAACAUCAUCAACCUGCUCGGCGUCUGCACUCAGGAAGGGCCCCUGUAUGUGAUCGUGGAGUGUGCUGCCAAGGGAAACCUCCGGGAAUUCCUCCGUGCCCGGCGCCCACCAGGCCCUGAUCUCAGCCCUGAUGGGCCUCGGAGCAGUGAUGGACCACUGUCCUUCCCGGCCCUGGUCUCCUGUGCUUACCAGGUGGCCCGAGGCAUGCAGUAUCUGGAGUCUCGGAAGUGCAUCCACAGGGACCUGGCUGCCCGAAACGUGCUGGUGACGGAGGACCACGUGAUGAAGAUCGCUGACUUCGGGCUGGCCCGAGGCGUCCACCACAUUGACUACUAUAAGAAAACCAGCAAUGGCCGUCUGCCAGUCAAGUGGAUGGCUCCCGAGGCCUUAUUUGACCGAGUGUACACACACCAGAGUGACGUGUGGUCCUUUGGGAUCCUGCUGUGGGAGAUCUUCACCCUCGGCGGCUCCCCGUACCCCGGCAUCCCAGUGGAGGAACUCUUCUCACUGCUGCGAGAGGGCCACAGGAUGGACCGGCCCCCGAACUGCCCCCCAGAGCUGUAUGGGCUCAUGAGGGAGUGUUGGCACGCAGCACCCUCGCAGAGGCCUACUUUUAAGCAGCUGGUGGAAGCCCUGGACAAGGUCCUGCUGGCUGUCUCUGAAGAGUACCUUGACCUCCGCCUGACCUUUGGACCCUAUUCUCCCUCCAGUGGGGACACCAGCAGCACCUGCUCCUCCAGCGACUCUGUCUUCAGCCAUGACCCCUUGCCCCUGGGGAGAAGCCCCUUCCCUUUUCCUGGCGUGCAGGCAUGAGCCGGGGCACAUAGUGUGCAGGCUGGGGGACAGUGGCCAUGGGCCUCCAGCUCAGUUGGAUGCAGCAUUUGAUGCUGGCAGUACUGGGCCUCUGACUAAGGCUACUGCUGUCCCGGAUGCUCUGGCUCUGCUUUGAGGAGGUGCAUUCUUGGUCCUAGGGUUCAUAGUUCAGGCCUGCUCUAGCAUUAUGCUCUCAACCCAGAGUUCAACUCUAGUCUCGGCCCUGACUUGUCUUCAGAGAAGCUAAGCACUAGGCUCCAUGUUCUGGGCCUUGGCACUUAGCCUCCAUGUCAGGGGUUUGCCAGGCCUGGCUGCAAAGCUUUUGUCAUAAACCUUUCUCCUUCCACAAACACCCCAGAGGUGAGAGUCCUCUGGCCCUCACUGCUCCCAGCCGGCAAGCCUCACCCCCUAUUGUCUGUUCCAGCAUCUCGGUGGAGCCGGCAUCAGCCUGGUCCCUGAGAGACUAGUCUAGUCCCUGAGAGACUAGAAGCCUAUGGAAAACACAGAACAGCAUAGCAUUUCAUAAAUUAUUUUUUGAAAUAAA